Molecule: messenger RNA, 1545 nt
Organism: Epinephelus fuscoguttatus (brown-marbled grouper)
Lineage: Eukaryota; Metazoa; Chordata; Actinopteri; Perciformes; Serranidae
Exons: 3
Coding region: 236-640 (134 amino acids)
Molecular function (GO): nitrite reductase [NAD(P)H] activity; 2 iron, 2 sulfur cluster binding
Source: RefSeq, a predicted model, not a curated record
GCAGCAGCAGCCGGAGCGCGCAGCGUGCCUCGGUGUGACGGUGUCACGGCUCGUUGGCAGUCUGCAGCCCGGAUGGAGGCAGCUCGGUCCGCACGGCUGACCGUCGUACCUCUCGGCCUCGGUGGUUAAUAUGGAAUAUUUUCACCGAGCGAGCUGCCAGAUGCAUUUGCACCGGCGGAAAAAAGCAGCCCUGUAGUAGCGCAAAUUAGAAAAGCAGCUCACUUCGCCGUCCUUGAUGGCUUCUGGCUCCGGAGACGAGGAGGGAAACACGGAAGGCGCUUCAUGGAGGCUCAUAGGCCCAGCAGCGGGGCUCUCCAAGAAGCGCUGCCGUCUCAUGUACUCCUCCCUCGGCUACGACUCCGAUGUCUGCCUCUUCUACGUGAAGGGGGAGUUUUUUGCCAUGGAUGCUCGCUGUGCGCACUCCGGCGGUCCUCUGUGUGAGGGGGACAUCGAGGAGGCCGAUGGAGUCCUGCAGGUCUUCUGUCCCUGGCACGACUACAACUUUGACCUCAGGACCGGGAAGUCAGGGACCUCCUUACAGCAACAAGUGUAUGAAGUCAAGCUGGAGGAUGGCAACGUAUACGUGAAACAUGCCAGCCGUCUCUCCUUGGAGCCUUUUCCUGCGGAUCAGAAGAGUUGAGCAACCUCAGCACAACCACCUCAUCCUCCAGCCCUUCGUGAAGCUGUUGUUGAGGUCUAUUUUUAAGACUUGUUCCACAAACCCAAGCCAUCUGAAACAUUCCUAAGCCUUAUCUGUCAUUUUCACAGACCAUUUCUACUUUGAUUGCCGUGAACUCAGGACAAUAUCGAGAGGAUUGUCUGAAGAGGACAUGACAUCAUGAGAUUGUUUCAGAGUUUUUCUUGUUGGCAUUCCAGGUAGAGAUAACACACCAGACAGUAGCAAACACAUGGAAACACAACAUUUAAAUUUUCACAGCAGAUAGGAGAAGAAACCAGCAUAUUUAAUCAAUGGCAGAACAGAAGCGAUUUUCCAAUACUGAUAAUUUUCUAGAUUUUUAAGGAUUCUUGAGGAAGGUAAUUAUUUCUGAUGAACAUGCCAUAGAUUGAAAUGUAUUCUGACAUUUUUGUCUUCCCACUUGAGCAGUCAAACUUGCACUAGCCAUUACAUCUUAUGUUGAAACCUGCAAACUGCCAAAGUGGAUCUGAUAGGGUUCUUACGGUCAUGAAAUUCCUGGAAAAGUAUUGAAAUGAGAAAAACUGUCAUCCAGGCCUGGAAGUGGUUUGGAAUUAACAAAAUGUUUUGGGGGAGUUUUGAAUAUAUAUUGUUUUGGCUAUUGUUUAAUACAUGUUCAUAAAUAUCCGAAAACAUGUCUAAUGUUAUGUGAAAAAAGUUCCUAUGCGAAAAAUGUCACUGGUAUCAUGUGGUACACAUAGACCACACCGGCAUUGUGCAGUCGCCAAGAUUACGCCCCUGUUUUGGGAGAAAAAACGCGUCGUCACAUAAGAGGAGAAACAAGAAAAUGAUGAAAAGCUGUUGUGUAGUGGGUUAACCGAGACUCUCACAAUAAAAUAUGAGGCAUGUUA